AUGUUCGGGAACAGAAAUAGAAGGAGGGCAGCCUCGAAUCCGCCCCUCCAUGGAUCGAAUGCCAGUGCCUCGGCGACGACAGCUGCGGCGUCGGCUUUCCUGAAAAACAGCUCUUCCACCGCGUCGUUAUCAUCGGCCGCCGCUGCGGCAGCGUUACGGGCCCGGCCGACGACUCCCAUAUCAGUAGCAGAUGUCCAGACGAAGCGGACGCUUCGCAGGGCCGGAUCGACAAGCUCUGCGGGGAGUAUGGGCUCGGGUUCAGCGCGGGGCCUGCCAGGUUCGCAACUUCAACGACGAGGUAGCUCUGGAUCUAUGUCAGAAAGGUCAUUCCGGGAGCCCUCCCCAGCACGAUCUCCAUCACGGUCAUCACAGCCGCUGCCCAGCGAUGAUGCGCCGCCCGUUCCUGCGAUCCCCAAGAAUAUUUUGUCCCAUCGACGAUCCUCGAGUCUACAAGCGCCACCAAUGCGAGUAGCAUCCCCACCCCCAAUAUCCGGUGGACGUGGAUCGAGUCUAGGGGCGCAAUCAAGGAGAUCUGGCCAAAGGACAAGCCUAUCGAGCGUGGAAGAGCUACCUAGUAUCGAUCGACCGGCGAGUAGAGGGUCCGUUAAUUUCUCAUUGCCUACUGGUUCAAGACCGUCAUCACCUAAUCCGCAAUGGUCACUAACAUCAUCAUUACAAAGUGCAAGAUCACCAGUCAUUGUCUCUCCUACUAACCAAAAUCUUGUCUAUGACCCUAACACUCGAAGCUUUCUACCGGAGUACGAGAUAUUAGCGAUCGAGCAGAGGAUUCGAAAUGCUACUAAUCAGCCAGUACAGAAGAAGAAGAGAAUCGCGCCCAAGCAAGCCACAGGGACGCAUCUAGCCAAUGGAACCGUUGGAGGGAGGCCGAGAGGGACUGCUGUGGAUGCUAUGGAGGCGAAGUUGAAUGAGCCUUCAGAAUCUAUACCCAUCGAACAACCUACGGCUCUCCCUGAGCAAACACGCGAGCCAUCUCCUACGCCCGCUCCAGUCGCCGAAGCACCAAGGAGGAGGAGGCGGAUGAAAAUGGUGAUGGUUAGCGAUUCCGACUCCGACGGUGACCUGGUUUCGCAUGAUCCAGUGUCAUCGGAUACUGAUACGGAUGUUGUCACCCAGCCUCGGGCAUAUACACCUCGGCCUACGGCAGCUUUGUCCAAGAAGCCGUCGAUUGUAAGAGAGGAGAGAGAGCCCGAGGAAGAGGAGGAGGACACCUUGAAAUCAAAAGCUCGAGAGAGCCUUAUCCAAGAGGAUGCAAGUCCUCUCUCUAGUCGAAACGCUUCCCCGUCACCGAUGCAGAUUUCAACUGCAGGCAAAGCGUACGAGAGGGGCCAAGCUUCGUCGCCUGCUCCGCUUUCUCAGGUCCAAAACCAUGCCAGAUCCGACAAUCAACCUCCGCCGGCCAAUCAAACUAAUAUUACCAAUGGGAUCAGCGAGCCUUCCAUACUCCCGGAUAAAGCUCGAGGGGAUAGGGUACAGUCUGUCAGCCCUGCACGAAAUGCCCAUUUCGCGCACGAACCGAAUAAUCUUGUCGUCAAGCAUAAUCCUCCCCUACGUUCAAUCUCACCCCGGAAAUCCGCGUUGAAAUCCACAAGCAUUCUGAGAGAGUCCUCGCCCUCUGCUGAUAUUCCUAGGGUUGAUAACCAAAAUGCCAGCGAGGUCUCAGAUGAGCUUUCAGUCCCACGAAAGAAAGCCCACCGUGUUAGUUUUGACGAGAGAAACGUCAUUGUUGGUGAGGCCGCGCCAUCUACUGCCACAAGUUCUCCAAUUGUACAAAGCCCGCAAGCAACAAAGAGACCUUGGUAUUCCAUUCAUAGAGGGAAGAGAAAGGAAAACUCUGUGUUGGAUAUUGAUGAUGAUGAGGUCAUGAAACCAAGGCCGGCGUUGCCUUCUUUUGGCAGCGUGCGAGAGAAAAAGGCACAACGAGAGGUCCAAGAACGUCCCUUGGUUAAACCUGCAACGCCCCAGGAAUACGCGCCACCACCUUCCCCGCCGCUAUUCUCUACUACCACGACCGAAGCCGCUGAAUAUCCGACUGGCUUAUCGAAUGAUCACGUAGCUGGCGCGCUUCUUUCACAAGAUGCUGCCACAAAAAACACUGCCAAUAUCUCUAAAUCGAGGGAGCCAUUACCUCCACAGGUCACAUCCGUGGAGGGAAAUGGCUAUUUUUCAGAUAGCAGUAGCGUCUAUAGCCUCGAAGCUGGUGGUUUUGGGCAGGGAACAAACGAUACGUCACAUGACGAGUCUACUUCGAACGUUGGCCAGCAUGACGAAACCAGUUCUGGCAGUGCCCACCUCGACUCAAUCCAGCCAGCGCUAAGCCGCAUACCUACGAAUGAACGGCCGAAAACUCUCGGGGGUAGCGCCCGCGUACCUCAAGUUUCUGCUAUUCCUCCCCCGCCGGUUGUGACAGUUACGAGUCCCCCCAGCGAGUGGCCGGAAAUUCCGGGAGGGUGGAAACAUUUUAAUUCGGAGUCUGACGGCGAAGCUCAAGUCGACAAGCUUCCCACUUUAGUUGAGAAACAUGCUAUACCCCCGACUCCAGCCUCCGUCGGAGUAGCAGAACCAACCCCCGAGGUUCCUCAGCCAGGCUCGCCUGUUUUGGGACAUAUCGCGGCGGAGAACUCCCAAUCGCCGGCCAAUCAUUUCGCUACAGAAGAUAGUGAGGAGUCCGAUGAUAAUAGUAUAUACAGUGACGCCGCCGAAGACCUCUCUGAUCUCGAGGGCGACGGUUUUCUGUCAUUGGAUGCUAUUGUGGAUAGCCCCAUGGGCCCAACAUCACAAGUGGGCAUCGCUAUCACUGCCCCUGAGAGCCCUACACCGAAAUCAACAAAGCAGAGGGCUUACAGGCUAGUAGCAAGACCGGCCGAGCCAGAGCCAGAAGCGGGUUGGCAGAAAGCACAAGAAUACUGGAAAGGGCUGUCGACUGAAAAGAAACGGCAGCUAGAGCUCGAAGCGAUGGCUGAGAGGGAUAGUUCAGAGUCGGAAGUCGAAGUCAAAUCAGCUCCCAAUCCUAAGAAGAAUAAGGCAGCUAUCAAGGCUGCUGGCGGGGUAGGUUCCGAAGGUUCCGAAAGGCACCGGUCCAGCAAUAACGAGCGGUCUUAUAUGAUUUCUCCCGGCACGAAAGCUGAUACUUCUCACUCAAUACCUGCCGAGCUUGCAGACACGCACAUGCGGAAAUCUAUGAGAGAUCAAAGGGCCACCCGUGGUUCGCUGCGUGGCCCAUUGCAAAAACGGCACCGACAUACCUCAAAUUUACCACCCGAGCUCAAGGCAGAUCCCGCCACUGUUGAUGCACUCAUAAAGAAAUUAUCCGCGGAACGUGCCAUUGCGGCAUCCGCUGCAUCAGGGCCCACGGCGGCUCCCAAUGCCCCUGCCCUUCGACGACAAGGCUCUGCGGAUAGUGAAAGUAGUUUCAAGCGCGCUAGACAAGCAAACACAUCCGAUAUUCCUGCUUUCCGCAAUUCGAUGCGGGGUAUCAGAGAUGAAAAUCCGGGUGGACGAAACCAGUCUCCAGCAGGGACAAGAAGAUUUAGCCUUCGCUCGUUAUCGCCAGCUUCAUCAAACUUCCGUCAAACCAUGAGUCCCCCACCAUCCCAGAUGCGAAGCUCGAUGCGUAACGCUAUUGGGCCAGCACCUACGCUUCGCGGCAACAAUCCUCCUUCAGGUGGCAAAUCAGCUUUCCGACUCCCAGGUUUCGGUCGUUCCGGGCCGCCAAAGCAAGCUACAAGGCCGAGAUCUGGGCCAAUGCGUACAAGUAGAUUCGCGGACUCCAGUGACGAGGAAGAUAGCCAACCUGCCUUCCGAAGCCGCUUUGUCGAAUCUUCUGAUGAAGAGGAUGAACCACUUCCUCGCCGGGCACCGUCCAAGCGCUUCAGCGCCCCCGUUAGCGGAAUACCGGAGCGUCGUAGUGCGGAGAAUGUCGAGUCGAGCGAUUUACCUGACUCUGACGACGAAGCAUCUGCUCCUGUCCAAAAGCGAGCCCAAAAUGGCGUCAUCACAAAACCACAAGCCCAGAACGGAACAGCAAAACCAUCAGCCGGAGGCCCCGCCCUGGCAUCCGGAUCGCUCCGCAGAUCAGGAAGUGGCCGCGGGGCUAUAACUCCUAUCGUCUCAAGCGGCCGCCCCGAUAAAACCCGUCGGGGCAGUAUCAUAAGUAUUCUACGCAGGAAGAAACCCGACCCUUCCUCUAAAGUCCGGAAAAGUGACGCAGAGAGCGCUGCCAGGAGAGAUACACCGCUUGAAAGAUCCCGCUCUGACCUUGCUAUCGUCAGAUCAGGUUCUAUGUCCCCUCGACUACAAAAGAAGAAUCCUUAUCUGCCCACUAGGAGUCAAAGUGUUGGUGGUUCUUGGCCUUUGGCUUCUAAUGAGGAAGGGGCACCUUUUGGCGGUGAUGCGGAAGGCAUUGAAACUGCUAUCACUGGUGGCGACAAGGAUACCAGACCUGGCAUGGGAUCGAGACGAUCAACUGCUGCUAGCAAGAUCGCGGAUGUUGGGUUCUCUAAUGGUGUCGGCGUGGACGGGAUGAAGAAGAAAAAGAAAUUCGGAGCACUGAGGAGGAUGUUCAAGCUAGAUGAUUGA
Venustampulla echinocandica is the source of this 4596-nucleotide messenger RNA. RefSeq lists its product as uncharacterized. The coding region runs from base 1 to 4596 and encodes 1531 amino acids. NCBI's taxonomy places the organism in Eukaryota, Fungi, Ascomycota, Leotiomycetes, Helotiales, Pleuroascaceae. The record is from RefSeq and is a predicted model, not a curated record. The transcript is spliced from 2 exons.